AAGUUGCCCAUCAACAGUUAGCAGCUAGACAGCAGACUGAGAAAGCACACAGGUCACCUGCUCACCUUCUUCACUACUAUGGCAAAUGUUUUGUGCUUUGAUUCAAGCUACAGUGCCUUCCUGAUUCCCUAUUUUCUGACAUUGGUGUUUGCUGGGAUUCCGCUUUUCCUGCUGGAGACAGCUCUUGGGCAAUACACCUCCGUCGGUGGACUUGGAGUAUGGAAACUUGCGCCCAUGUUUAAAGGAGUGGGGCUGGCUGCAGUGGUUCUCUCGUUCUGGCUGAAUAUCUAUUACAUUGUCAUUAUUGCCUGGGCACUGUAUUAUCUCUUCAACUCUUUCACCGUGGACCUGCCAUGGCAGAGCUGUGGAAAUGCCUGGAACACAGACCAAUGCUUCUCCAACUACUCCCUCAAUGACACCACCAACCUGACCAGCGCUGUGACCGAGUUCUGGGAGAGAAAUAUGCACCAGAUCUCCGGAGGCCUGGGAGAACCGGGUAAUAUCCGCUGGCCUUUGGCUGGCACUCUGGCAUUGGCCUGGGUUCUGGUCUAUUUCUCCAUAUGGAAAGGUGUUGAGUGGACUGGAAAGGUUGUCUACUUCUCCGCCACAUACCCUUACUUCAUGCUCUUUAUCCUGUUCUUUCGUGGAGUCACCUUGCCAGGAGCCAAGGAGGGAAUCCUCUUUUACAUCACACCCGAUUUCAGCAAACUCUCCAAGUCCGAGGUCUGGAUGGAUGCAGCCACACAGAUCUUUUUUUCCUAUGGUCUGGGGUUGGGGUCUCUGAUUGCCUUGGGAAGCUAUAACACAUUUCACAACAACGUUUACAGAGACUCCAUAAUUGUUUGUGGCAUAAAUUCUACAACAAGCAUAUUUGCAGGAUUUGUUAUUUUCUCCAUUGUCGGCUUCAUGGCCCACAUCACCAAGAAGUCAAUAGCUGAAUUGGCAUCCUCAGGUCCAGGAUUGGCUUUCCUUGCCUACCCCCAGGUCGUCACGCAGCUGCCCAUGUCUCCUCUCUGGUCGAUCCUCUUCUUUUCAAUGCUAAUGAUGCUUGGCCUUGACAGCCAGUUUUGCACGGUGGAAGGCUUCAUCACAGCCCUGAUGGAUGAGUUUCCACAUGUGCUGAGAGCAAGGAAGAAAAUCUUUAUUGCAGUGGUGUGUUUAAUCUCUUACCUCAUUGGAUUCUCCAACAUCACCCAGGGUGGCAUCUAUGUUUUCAAGCUGUUUGAUUAUUACUCAGCCAGUGGCAUGUGCCUGCUCUUCCUUGUCUUCUUCGAGACCAUCUCCAUCUCUUGGUGUUAUGGUGUGAAUAGAUUUUAUGGUAACAUUGAAGAGAUGAUUGGUUAUAAGCCCUGUGGAUGGUGGAAGAUCUGCUGGGCCUUCUUCACUCCACUCGUUUGCCUGGGCGUUUUCUUCUUCAGUGUGUUUGAAAUGACUCCCCUGAGUCUAGGGAAAUAUGUUUAUCCUGCUUGGGGCCAAGGGAUUGGCUGGACCAUGGCUUUGUCAUCUAUGAUCUUGAUCCCAGGAUAUAUGCUGUACUUCUUCUUCACUGCAAAGGGAACGAUCCAACAGCGCUUCCAACUGAUGACCCAGCCGACACAAGACACAGACGUUCAGCACAAUGGACUGCGACCAAAUACUUCACUAAGUGGAAGUGUCUCUGAAGCUCCAGUGUAGGUGGAGAAGAAAACCUUACUGUGGACUGCAGCUGCUCACUCUAUGCCCUUUGACCUACUUUGACGC
Messenger RNA from Lacerta agilis (Sand lizard), 1740 nucleotides. RefSeq names its product sodium- and chloride-dependent GABA transporter 1-like. Gene Ontology annotation, molecular function: gamma-aminobutyric acid:sodium:chloride symporter activity. Gene Ontology annotation, biological process: neurotransmitter transport; sodium ion transmembrane transport. Bases 79 to 1674 code for a protein of 531 amino acids. NCBI's taxonomy places the organism in Eukaryota, Metazoa, Chordata, Lepidosauria, Squamata, Lacertidae. Gene Ontology annotation, cellular component: plasma membrane. The transcript is spliced from 14 exons. The record is from RefSeq and is a predicted model, not a curated record.